ACCUUCCGGCCGCUGGGUCGCGCGCUGAGCCGACAUUGACGCGUCCUCGCGAUUCGGUCUGACUAGCCUCCCCGCCUCGCGACAUCAUGGUGGCCUACUGGCGACAGGCUGGGCUCAGCUACAUCCGAUACUCCCAGAUCUGUGCAAAAGCAGUGAGGGAUGCACUGAAAAGUGAAUUCAGAGCAAGCGCCGAGAAGACUUCCGGCAGCAGUGUAAAAAUUGUGAAAGUGAAGAAGGAAUAAUGUACCCUGACUAAAGCUUGAGAUGCCACAUUUUCAAGGUGAAGCCGUGUGGGCACAUGUUAUGGCAGAUUGAAAACGAUCUCACUUCAUGGGGGGGAAAUACUGUCUCGUUGAUAGAUUGACAAUGCCAAUAAACUGAAGCAGGCUUCCCUCAC
Messenger RNA from Miniopterus natalensis, 397 nucleotides. RefSeq names its product ATP synthase F1 subunit epsilon (gene ATP5F1E). Gene Ontology annotation, biological process: proton motive force-driven mitochondrial ATP synthesis. Gene Ontology annotation, molecular function: proton-transporting ATP synthase activity, rotational mechanism. Gene Ontology annotation, cellular component: mitochondrial inner membrane. The record is from RefSeq and is a predicted model, not a curated record. NCBI's taxonomy places the organism in Eukaryota, Metazoa, Chordata, Mammalia, Chiroptera, Miniopteridae.